AUGGAAGCAUUCACGUUCGCGACCUCAACACAGGUCGACUUUCCGGUGCAGGUGAAGAUCGGUGCUUUGGAAGGCAAACAGAAGCUGAUCCCAUAUUCAACACUCCUCAAGAAUCCCGAGUUGCGACAUCUCGGGUCAAAUCAGAGCCCGGCAUCAGAUCUUUUUGUAACCGUUCAGCUAUGGUCCGAUUCAAAGCCCCUCGGCGUGCCGAUGCAGACAUCAUAUAAAUCCUUCAAGACGAGUCGUAUAUGGAACGAAUGGUUGCAAAUGCCACUAUUCAUCAAAGAUGCGCCUUUGGGAUCUCAGUUGGCUAUUACGAUAUGGGACCUCUCACCCUUAGGCAAUGAAGCCUCUAAUAAUCAUGGCGUGCCAUUUGGUGGAACUACAAUAUCACUUUUUGACGCUGAUGGGAAGCUGCGGAUGGGAAGACAGAAAUGCAAGAUUUAUCGACACAAGGCUGCGGACGGGUUUUCAACAAGUGCAACACCGGCUAUACCACCUGCUCACCGACGCAAGACGAACGGCGUACUUUCACUCACCCAAUCCCCAGAGGAGGCUGAACUCGAGCGAAUAGAGGGUCUGAUAAAGAAACAUGAAAUGGGCGAGAUAACACGAAUAGACUGGCUGGACCAGUUGGUUUUUCGCCAACUGGAGAAAAUCAAAAUCAAUGCAGAAGAAGCCGCCAGGAAAAGAGCAAUUAUAGUUCAAGCAGCGAAGAAAGCUCAGCAGAAGGAGAAUGGGGCCAAUGAAAAAGACUCUGACCCGGAAGGACUUGAUGAAGAGAAUUUUCUUCUAUAUAUUGAUUUCCCACGUUUUGAUCACCCUAUUGUAUGGGCUGAUUAUGAAUAUCCUCCCCCGCCAGUUUCUACGCAUCCGCAACACACACAUAAUAACCCUCCGGCCACCCUCAAACCACCACCUGAAGUUCGUCUAGGUCCGGGAAUUGAAGGCCAUGAUGAUGCGGGAACCUACCGAGUUAUCAGAAUCUAUGAUCCGGAAGUCGGACAGACCGGGAACCCUUGUGAAGACAAACAUAGAAGGCUUGUCCGUAGUCAUCGAACUGGAAUCAUGGACCGUGACCUGAAGCCUAACCCCAAAAUACGUGAUGAAUUGAAUUUUAUCAUGUCUUAUGGGCCAACUCAUGAGUUAACUGCAGAGGAGAAAGACCUUAUCUGGCGGUUCCGAUACUAUUUGACUCGCGAUAAAAAGGCACUCACCAAAUUCGUCAAAUCAGUCAAUUGGAGAGAUCUCGGUGAGGCUCGACAAGCCAUGGAUAUUUUACCCAAGUGGACCGAGAUUGACGUCGAUGAUGCUCUGGAACUUUUAGGACCAACUUUCGACAAUGCUACUGUGCGUGCAUAUGCAGUUGAACGUUUACGAAAGGCAGGAGAUGACGAGCUUCUCCUGUAUCUCUUGCAGCUCGUGCAAGCCCUGAAAUUUGAAAAGACACCCGAAGAAGCCCCAGAAGAAGUGGCACAUGACUCAUCGUUGGCAAAUUUCUUAAUAGCACGAGCUGCGAAUAACUUCGUCCUCGGCAACUAUCUCCACUGGUAUCUUAUGGUUGAAUGCGAUGACACAGGUAUUGCAAACUUGGCAUCUCAUCGGCGCUUGUUCGCUCGUGUGGAAUACUACUUUAUGACAGAGUUGGAGAAAGUCCAUCCAGAACAUCGAAAGACCUUGCUCCGUCAAGGCGAAUUAAUUACUGUCCUGACCCGAAUUGCAAAAGAGAUACGCUUCUCGCGAGAAAAUCGUGUCGUUAAAAUUGAGAAAUUGAAGAAAUAUCUCAAGGAUCCCAAGAAUGAAAUCAUCACCAUCGACCCCCCUUUACCCUUACCCUUGGAUCCGAAUGUCACUAUAACAGGCUGCUUCCCGGAAGACUCCAACGUCUUCAAAUCCUCCCUAUCCCCACUACUUAUCAACUUCAAAACCUCCGACGGCCGCAAAUAUCCCGUCCACUUCAAGGUCGGUGACGAUCUCCGUCAGGACCAGCUAGUCAUUCAGAUUAUCACCUUGAUGGACCAACUACUGCAAAAGGAGAAUUUAGACCUGAAGCUUACGCCAUAUCGCAUCCUAGCAACCGGCGCAACAGCUGGAGCCGCACAAUUCAUCCCUUCCACUUCCCUUUCGGCAGCGUCAGCGAAAUACAAAGGGUCUAUUCUCGCGUAUCUCAGGGCGAACAAUCCCGAUGACUCAGAGCCACUCGGUGUUCGUAAAGAGACUAUGGAUAUAUACAUAAAGUCAUGUGCAGGCUAUUGUGUCGUCACGUAUCUCCUUGGUGUUGGAGAUCGUCAUCUCGAAAAUCUUCUACUGGCGCCAGAUGGGCACUUCUUCCAUGCAGAUUUCGGCUUCAUUCUCGGUCGAGAUCCCAAACCUUUCGCACCGAUGAUGAAACUCUGUAAAGAGAUGGUAGAGGGCAUGGGUGGCGCCAAUUCGCAACACUAUCUACAAUUCAAACAACAUUGCUUCACAGCUUACACUACUCUCCGCAAGUCAGCGAACCUCAUCCUGAAUCUUUUCAGUCUGAUGGUUGAUGCCAACAUCCCAGACAUUAGAGUCGAGCCGGAUAAGGCUGUACUCAAGGUUAAGGAACGGUUUCACUUGGAACUUACCGAGGAAGAGGCCAUGAGGCAUUUCGAGCAGUUAAUCUCUGACAGUGUGAACGCUAUCUUUGGUGUUGUCAUCGAUAGGUUGCACGAUUUUGUGCAAGGAUGGAGGACUUGAUCUAAUUGAUAUAUGACUACAUGAUUGGUUCGAGCUUAUGCAAAACAACCCAUAUGCAUAUA
This is a messenger RNA of Talaromyces stipitatus ATCC 10500, 2783 nucleotides long. Its product is annotated as phosphoinositide 3-kinase, putative. Bases 1 to 2721 code for a protein of 906 amino acids. Gene Ontology annotation, molecular function: 1-phosphatidylinositol-3-kinase activity. The transcript is spliced from 2 exons. Lineage: Eukaryota; Fungi; Ascomycota; Eurotiomycetes; Eurotiales; Trichocomaceae. Gene Ontology annotation, biological process: phosphatidylinositol-mediated signaling; phosphatidylinositol-3-phosphate biosynthetic process; autophagosome assembly. The record is from RefSeq and is a predicted model, not a curated record. Gene Ontology annotation, cellular component: cytoplasm; endosome; membrane.